Molecule: messenger RNA, 8641 nt
Organism: Alligator mississippiensis (American alligator)
Lineage: Eukaryota; Metazoa; Chordata; Crocodylia; Alligatoridae
Gene: GRK4
Product: G protein-coupled receptor kinase 4
Exons: 12
Coding region: 536-1918 (460 amino acids)
Biological process (GO): protein phosphorylation; regulation of signal transduction; signal transduction
Cellular component (GO): cytoplasm
Molecular function (GO): ATP binding; G protein-coupled receptor kinase activity
Source: RefSeq, a predicted model, not a curated record
CCAGUACUAAAGCUAUGGGCUCCGAGUGUACUCUGCUAACAAUUUCAUGAUGUUGGGAACUCUGGAAAAGAUCUGGAAAAGAGCAAAAGAAGCUAAAAUAUGUGCAAACUACUCACAAAGCAGAGAGAGUCUUUAAGAAGAAUCGGGGGGAAACAUUAAGAAUGAAAAUGGUUAACCCUGCAACUUACUAGCAAAACUAGUGGGGAAGUAUGCUUAAGUCAUUUGAAAGCCUAUUAAAAAAACAAAGAAGCUCUUCAAGAGAUGGUGUUUGAAGAUUUUAAUAUAUGUAUGACAUGCUGUCUUUUAGGAGUAUAUUUUUUAUUUUACUUACAGAACUCUUGCAAUUGGCUGUAGAAUCUUCUACGGUCAGCUUAUCUGAAUUGGGCAAAACACUUGUGUUACUGAUAGCCAGGGAUCUGGGUGGGGCAGAUAACGUGGGCUUUUCUGCUUUAAAGGGGAAGUGCAUGGGAAGCUGAGUGUUUCCUUUGCAGGCUGGCAGAGUUUCAGCCUACAAGGGGCUGCUUGGGGCUGGGGGAUGCAGGGCAGGGCACCAUGUGUAUGUGUGUGCAUGCAUGUGGCCAGCAAUACUGCCAGACAGUGGUGGAAAGCAGCUCCCCCAGAUGCCUGCAGAGUUGUUCAUGAUUAUUUAAGUGGAAGACCAUUUGAGGCUUAUCAAGAAAGCAUACACUUCUCACGGUUUUUACAAUGGAAAUGGUUAGAAAGGCAACCAGUAACCAAGCACACGUUUAGGCAUUACCGAGUACUAGGCAAAGGUGGAUUUGGAGAGGUAUGUGCCUGUCAAGUGCGGGCAACAGGAAAAAUGUACGCUUGUAAAAAGCUAGAAAAGAAAAGAAUAAAGAAGAGAAAAGGAGAAUCAAUGGCUUUAAAUGAAAAAAGAAUUUUAGAAAAAGUGAAUAGUAGAUUUGUAGUUAGUUUAUGCUACACCUAUGAGACUAAGGAUGCUCUAUGUUUAGUAUUAACCAUUAUGAAUGGAGGAGAUUUGAAGUUUCAUAUAUACAACAUGGGAGAUCUUGGCUUUGAUGAAAAAAGAGCUGUUUUUUAUGCUGCAGAGCUAUGCUGUGGCCUGGAGGACUUGCAGAGAGAAAGAAUUGUUUACAGAGACUUGAAGCCUGAAAACAUCCUUCUUGAUGACUGUGGACACAUCAGAAUUUCAGACCUUGGAUUAGCAGUACAAAUCCCAGAUGGAGAAACAGUCAAAGGGCGAGUUGGAACUGUUGGAUACAUGGCUCCAGAAGUUAUCAACAAUCAAAGCUAUACAUUCAGUCCUGAUUGGUGGGGUCUCGGCUGCCUAAUUUAUGAAAUGAUUGAGGGACAAUCUCCAUUCAGAAAGCGCAAGGAAAAAAUCAAACGGGAGGAGAUUGAACGAAGAGUAAAGGAAGAGCAGGAGGUGUAUUCAGACAAGUUUUCAGAGGAGGCAAAAUCUAUCUGCAGGAUGUUACUUGCCAAGGAUCCAAAGCAAAGAUUGGGCUGUGGUGUUGAUGGAGCUGCUUCUGUAAAACAGCAUCCCAUUUUCAAUGGUAUUAACUUCAAGCGACUGGAAGCAAACAUGUUAGAUCCACCUUUUUUGCCAGAUCCACGUGCAGUGUAUUGUAAGGAUGUCUUGGAUAUAGAACAGUUCUCCACAGUAAAAGGAGUGAACCUGGAUACUGCAGAUGAUGAUUUCUAUUCCAGAUUUGUUACUGGUUGUGUUUCAAUCCCUUGGCAAAAUGAGAUGAUUGAAACAGAAUGUUUUGAAGAUAUCAAUGCAUAUGAAAUGGAUAGCGCCUUGACACCAGAUGUGGACAUGAGCAAACAUACUCCUAGACCAAAGAAAGGCUUCUUUCAUAGACUCUUCAGAGGAAUGGUCUGCUUUAAAUCGAGUUACAGUGAUAAUGAAGAGGAGUCCUCUAGACUUUGAAUUAACUUUACUAUCACCAAAAAACAAAAGGAUGAAUGAGCUUCAAAUGUUUUAUAUCUCUGUAGCAGAGUAUAUUAUAACUUUUAUAAAAAUUAGCUAUGCUUUUGUACAUUUGUACUUCAGUUAAGAUGUAUAUUUUCCCGAUUUUUUUUUUUUGUACAGAAAGCCAUGAGUACCACUUAAAAGUGUGUGUGCAUGUGUAAAAUAAUUACAUUUGUAAUUCUAAUGAGUCUAAAAAAUAUUGAAAGGGGUUUUUAGAGCACAGCUAAUAUCUGUGCCUAGAGAUAUUUGGUUUUGUUCCUAACAACUUAACUUGGAGGCUCUAUUUCGUAUUCAGCAGAGCUGUGUGGGGUAUUCUUAACAGUACAGUUGUUAUAUUGAUUUAGCCAAAUAUUUCUGGUGUUAAAAGCACUUCAAUACUAUUAGAUUUCAGGUUGCAAUUUAAUGUAUUUCUUAAAUAAUUUAAAAUGAAAUCAUUAGGAAAAGAAGGAAUGAAUUUAGUACACUGUGACCAGUUUAUGUAAAGUUUUUUUGAUAUGUUUUUGUUUUCAGUGUGUUUCAAAAUGUAUGUUUUAUAUAUUGUGUAUUCUGAAGAUUGCCUUGAUCUUGCAACAAACUUCAUCUUGCUAAAUAUUGAUAGAAGGGGAUAACAAUGGCUUUCUCAGCAAGUAUUUAUAUACCCUGUCCCCCACAUGCCUUAUAAGAAAGAUUAAGAUUAUUCAUCUUUCUGUAGUGUUGGGAUCAUUUCCUUUCUGUUCAUAUAUUUGAAGCAAGACUGAGCAUAAGAGAGGACUUCCAGGUUUGGGUUCUUUUUUUUUCUUUUUGAAGUGGUAAUUUAUGCUUCUGGUAACUCCUCCUCCUUCCCUUUAGAUAAAGCUUACAAAUAAGGUUCUUGUCUACAUUGCAAGUAGAUCCAUGCUCCUAUACAACUCAACUGUAUUUCGAAUACUUCAUACUUUAUAACUAUAAUUACUAUAAAAGCAGCAUACAUAAUGUUGUGUUUUUCCUUCUCCCCCUUCUUAACUAAGACUAUGCUAUCACCCCCGUGAUGCAGGCUGUGUAGUCUAUAAUGUGGUAUACUGUGCAUGAACUGUAAAAGGGAUAGGAUUUAACUUUACUACUACACAAUACUUCACUACUUAUUUCCAUUGUAGUUUCUUAUAUUUGAUCACUGAGUUGAUGAUCACCUCUGAGGGAAAUCAAAGUGUUUGUGUAAUUAAUUUUAAUACUGACAAUCUUCAUGAAUUUUCAAACAUAUCAAGGAUAAGUAAUUCUCUGAGAUUUGGGUGCCCCUGAUACUCUUUGUAGGUGGAGCCAGGUACUGUUACUUCUAGAUAAGAUUUCCUGAAACAUCAUGUUAAAAGCCCCUUUUUCAGUUGCUUGUAGCUCAUAUCCUUUAACCUCUUGGUCUUAGAGCUUUGUGUAUCAGAUUUCUGUCUGUUUUUGAAAGUUUCAGAUAAAACUCAGUUGCUUCCUGAAACAGCUGUUUCAUUGCAAAGCUCUCCUGGUAUAUUCUUUGGAUCAGACACUUUACAUUUGAUAGGGCCAUCCCCUGGAGUCAGAUAUGCCUCUUGCCAUUUCCAGAAAAAUGUGCUCAAGUUAUUAGCUUUUGAACAAACUGAUUUGCACAGUAGAAACUUGCCUGCUUGGUAAAUUCCCUGAAGAUUGUGCCUCCAGUGAACAUACAUCAACCGAUCACAGCUACAAACAAACUGGACCACAUAUGUGCUAUGUGUACAGAGCAGCAGAGCUUGCUUCAGCUCUUUUUCUUGAAAUUUCUUCUCUUAGCUGGUAGAAGCUGCUUUGUCUUGAGCACAAGCUCUGAGAAAAAAGUGUUCUCCUGUGCUCUCAGUACUCUUUUUUUUGCUGCCUCCUGGGUAGUACGGAGAAGAGGGAAGAGUGCUCACUGUAAUGCACAGGGGAGCUGAAAGAUAGCUAAAGGGACUUUAUUAGAUGGGACCAGAGAGAAUGGGGUUAGGAUGUGGAGCAGAAUAAGACAAGGGCAAAUGUGGCACAGGUGUAGAAAGGCCUGGAUAUAACCUGGAGUUUAUAGGGGGCUGGAGGAGGAACUGAAGUUUGUGAGAUUUACUUUUUCUGUAUUUGUUAAAUAGUAAUUCUCAAAUGUGAUCACUUUAAUUGUGGAAAUCCUCAGGCUUAUUGUAGUAAUAUCAAGGUGAUAUUAACCUUGGACAUACGGAAUGACAGCUUGGAUUUAAUGCUUGCUUAGAGCAACUUGCAAUUUGGGCAGGAAUACUAUGGACACAAGCUGAGUGGUUUUGAUGACAAAGCCACAAGAAGCAACUGUAACAAAGGAAGGAAAACUAUAUUUAUAUUUACCAUGUACUGUAAGUUAUCUAUGCUUUAGAUCAGUAGUGCUCAACCUUUUUCCUCAGUGGACCACAUGGGCAGUGCCAGGUCUGUCUGUAAGCCAGAUCAAGGCAGUGGUCCUGAUCUGGCACCCCUGGUGGGCACAGUGUGUACCAUCCAGCUGCACAGAGUGUUGGGGGCAGUCUGGCCCAGCAGGGGAGGGGAGCAUAGCUUGGACCCAAGGGGGAAUGGGGAUGUGGCCUAGCCCCAAUAUGGCCCCACAGGAGGGCAAGGGGGCAUGGCCUGGCCCCAACCCACUCUGAUCCAGAUGUGCAGGGAGGUGUGGUCCAUGGGGGGAAGGGAGCAUAGCAUGACUCCAACCAGUUGUGCAGAGCUUGGGGUUUAGGAAUUUGGCUGUGGGGACAGUGGCCAUAUUAAUGGCCACUGCUCCCCCACCACCAAAUUUCUUGACUCAUGGGAAGCCCCACAGGCAAGAUGAAAUGGUUCUGCCGGCCACAUUUGACCCACGGGCCAGAGAUUGAGCACCCCUGCUUUAAGUAGAAAAAAUAUCCAAAACUGAAAAAGGUACUGAGACAACUUUCUGCUUAAUGAUGUACCACUUCAUUUCAGUAGUUGCAGCAGUAAUUCACUUGGCUCAUUGUGGUUAGGAGGUGAAUGAUAACUUUGCAGUUGAGUAUUGUUUACUAAACUCCUUUUGAAAAGAAAGUGGGCCAAGAUUUGUCCUGUGAAUGGGGAGGUGAGGUCUCUGCUGAUUUCUGUGGGAUAUGUGCGUAUGGAUAUGAGCAAAAUGUGACUUUAUGUGUAACUAAGCAUGAACUAUAUUGUUUGAAAUUAGGAUAAAUGAUACUAAACUAUAUUUCUGCUCCUUUACUUCUGCUAAUCAAAAAGCUGCAGUUCCUAUCAAAUGUCUGGGGCAUGGAUGCUCAACCCCCUAGCCUGUGGGCUAGAUCUGGCCCCCAGCACAGUGUCAUAUGACCCACAAGGCCCAAUCAACAUGUAUGUGGAGUGUGGGGGGAUCAGCUCAGGGCCCAAUCCUGGCAUGUGGAGGCAGUGCAGGAUCCCAGGGCCAAUCCCAGCAAGCAGGGCCAGGUGGUGCCCUGAAGCCUCAUCCCAGCUGAGCAGAUCCCACAUCCAACUCAUGGACCAGCCCUGCACCAUUUAUUUGACCAUAGGGCCAAAAACUUGAGCAUCACUGGUCUGUGAAGAUCCCUGUUCAAUCUUGUGUCAUCGCUAUAGAGCCUAUAUUUACAGGCAACCUUCCAAAGAAGAAAAAGGCAGUCCUGCCCUGUUUUGAGAAGAAAACUAAGAGCUUUUUUAACUACCCAGUCAGAUGCUUGCUGCUAUCACUUCCCACCAUACUCUCACCCAAUAACAUUUGUUUUUAGCUCUCUGUGUAGAUCAACACACUCUUACAGUAACUUUGCCCCCAAAGGGAAAUGCUGUUCUUACAUGAACAAACAGAAAAAGUAAGAGUGGUUUGAAUCAUAACUGUUUCAACCUUUGCCACCAACUGAAUGUUUUGAGCAUUGUUGUCAUAAACAGGUGAGUUACAUAAAUAGGUGAGUCCUCAGGCCCUCACUGUUUAACAUCUUCAUCAGCGACUUGGACGCGGGGGUGGAAAGCACGCUGUCCGAAUUUGCUGAUGAUACUAAGAUGUGGGGCGAGGUGGAUGCACUUGAAGGGAGAGAGAGGCUGCAACUAGAUUUAGACAGGCUACAAAAGUGGGCAGAUGAGAAUAGGAUGGGGUUCAAUGUAGACAAAUGCAGGGUGCUGCACCUUGGGAGAAGGAAUCCACAGCAUACAUACAGGCUGGGGAGUUCCCUUCUUGAAAGUACUGAGGCGGAAAGGGAUCUUGGAGUUAUUACUGACUCCCAAGAUGAACAUGAGCUGCCAAUGCCAGACCGCAGCCAGCAAGGCCAGCCAUACCUUGUCAUGCAUCCAAAGGUGCAUCUCAAGCCAGUCCAGGGAAGUGAUACUCCUUCUCUAUGCGACUUUGGUCAGGCCGCAGUAGGAGUAUUGUGUCCAGUACUGGGCGCCACACUUCAAAAGGGAUGUGGCCAGCCUGGAGUGGGUUCAGAGGAGGGCCACCCACUUGGUGAGAGGGCAGCAGGACAGGCCCUAUGAGGAGAGACUGAAGGACCUGAACCUGGUCAGCCUCAGCAAGAGGAGGCUGAGGGGGGACCUGGUGGCUGCCUACAAGCUCAUCAGGGGAGAUCAACAGCAAAUAGGCAAAGCCCUUUUCUCCCCAGCACCACCUGGGGUGACAAGGAACAAUGGUCAUAAGCUGAUGGAGAAUAGGUUUAGGUUAGAGAUCAGAACGCAAUAUUUUACAGUUAGCGUGGCAAACAUCUGGAACCAACUUCCCAGGGAAGUGGUCCUUGCUCCUACCUUGGGCAAAUUCAAGAGGAGGUUGGACAAUCACCUGUCUGGGGUCUUAUGAACCCAGCAUUCAUUCCUGCCUGUGGCAGGGGGUCAGGCUAGAUGAUCUGUUCAGGUCCCUCCUGACCCUAGAUACUAUGAAACAUGAACCAUGGAGUAAGGGACUCCCAGUUGAGAUUUCUGGAUUUUCUUCUUAACUUUGCCAGCAUCUUACAUUUUACAGAUCAUUGCUGCAAAAUGUACAUGCCAUCUACCACAGGGGAGAGCUUAGGUUUAUGUAAUGAUCUUGAGAUUACUCUCUGAAUGGAAAAAGUUAGAUCAGAUGUUCUUCCUCCCUCCCUUCUUUCCUCUUCUCUGCUCUCCACCCCAAUCUGUUAGGGUUUUUUGGUCAAAUUGUCCAUUUUCAUAAUUUUCCAAAUGAGCUGAAAACAAGUACUGUUCAUGUAAACUUUUUAUCUCUACAUAUAAUAUUUUAAUGACAAAAAAGGAGUUGGUGGACUGAAAAGUUCUGUUUGCAAAGAUGUCCCUUCAGCUUUUUCUAUCGAGUUGUAAACCUAAAGUGAUUUUUUUUUUUGCAUAGUGUAGCUCAGAAAUAACUCAGUUGAUUUCACUGGAGCUACAGCUGUGUAAAACAAGAGAUAAGAGAGAAGAUUAAAGAUCUGUGUGUUACUCCUGUGGCUUUAAUAAUAACAAAAAAGUGACAAAAUUCCGGGCCUGAUGGCACUGUUACAUUAAUUUGAUAUCAGUGGAGUUUCAGGAGUGUGAAAUCAAUCCCUCUUACCUUUAGUUCGUGUUCUCUUAUGUUGGUAUCUGUAAGUUCUUCAUUUCUUCAAGUCUGCUUGCUCAGACAUCAUAACAUCAUGAAUCUGCAUAUUUAGCUCAAAUUGUCAAAGCUGUGAAAUUGUCAUGCCUCAGGGUGUCUUUUUUCUUUACAGAGUUCUUCUGCUUUCUUGUUGUGUUUACUGUUAAUUACUGAAAUGGCAUUAUGCUUCUGUGGUCAUCAGAUCAUGGAGGAGAUGAAAGGGGCCUCAACAGGUCUACUCUGUUUCCCAGCCCCAGAGAUGUACAUCACCCACGCAAAUGUCUCCAUUUGAAAAUGUCACCACUUACGAAGAAUUCCUGCACCAUGUUGUGUUGUCUCAGGGAACACCUGUGGUAGCCAUUAGCAAACGGUGACUCUGAAGAAUGCAGCAUGUUUUUCUCAAUCAGUUUUUAAACAUAAGCUAGCCUGCCCUCUUCUUGAAUAUAAAAGAGAAAUAUUUUAGUUUCAAAAGGAAAGUUGUCUAUUUUGAGAAACCAAUCAUAGAAUACACAGGAAAUUAUACUAAAGGUCAACUCUAGCAAGGGGCUAAUGUGCUUUCCCAACCCAUGUCAUUUGUGGUGUUUUGUAUUCAUUAAACACUUUACACGGUGCAGAGAAAUUUCCUAUUGUGUUACUAAUACCAUUUAGAAAUACUGUUUACAUGAGACUGGAAACAGGUCAACUAAAAUAUUAGAUUUUUGUGCUAUAGUUUGCACUUAUUUUGGUGGUGUUACAUGAACUUCAAUAUUAAGUGUGCAGCUAUAUUGAGAUGUAUGCUAGUUUUCAAAACUAGAUUAACUUUCAUUUAUUAAAUAGUUGACCAAUAAGCACAAUAUCUACUUUUAAUACAACAGUAGGGAGCAUUAAACUAAAUUACAGUUUUCUGUGACUUGAAUUAUUCUGGAUGCUAUUAGUAAUGUUGUCUCCUCUGAAUGUUUAUACAAAAGUGUGGGGUUUUAUAUAUAUUCCAUGUGAUGCCACUUAUUUAAGUUUUGAGCAUAUGUAACUUUCCCGUCGUCUCUGUAUAAUAGUGCCAACGCACCAGAAUUGUUGUUCCAAGUAUACUCAUUUUCAUUGUAAAAUGCGAUCAACUUAACAGUUUAUAAGUGUCUUCUAACCACUGAAAUGUUUUUAAUUUAGCCCUUAGUGGUUAAUCUACUAAGCGUUUUUUUUCCUGAAAUAAAAACAACACACUGCCAUGUCCUUAGAUUGCA